AUGGUACGACUCGAUCUUGGACGUUGUGAGCGACGACCAGGCUCAGGAGGCAAUCGAGCGAUAUGGCUGUUCGACGACAGGGUAUUCGAGUUAAGCAAAAACAUCGAGUAUCAGUUAGCAUCGCAGAUCCCAUUGCCUACAACACCAAACCCAGUUUUCGGCAGUGAACAGAAACCCAUGACAGUCCCGGUGCGUGCAAGACUUCCCGAAAUCGUGCUACCACAUUUCGACGGAAAUAUUCGCGACUGGCCUGCCUUCCGUGACGCGUUUCAAUCACUGAUACAUUCGUCAGAACAGCUGACCGAAUGUGACAAACUACAUUACCUUGCUGCGUCGCUGACGAAGGACGCACGCGCGGUGAUCGACGCUUUGGAAAUUACAUCCAAAAACUACGACGUAGCCUGGAAGCUGUUGUCUGAGCGCUACGAGAACAAGUACCUCAUCGUCAAAACCACCGUUGAGGCGUUAUUCAGCAUAUCACCGCUGAGGAGAGAAUGUGCAGAUUCUCUAAGCCGACUUGUCGACGAUUUCGAGCGUAACCUACGAAUGCUCGAAAAGGAAGGCGAGAAACCAGAUGCAUGGAGCACGCUGCUGGUGUUCAGGCUAAGCUCGCUGCUGGAUCCAACAACCCUGCGUCAUUGGGAGCUUCACCGGAAGUCUACGACCAUCCCAACGUACAAAGACUUAGUGCAAUUCGUCCGCAACCAUUGCCAUGUACUGAAGUCUUUCUCCAAGCCAGCCAGCGGAGCCAGAACCGGAGACACCAUGCGCAGCAACCCUCGAGUGCAAACCAUCCAUGCUGCGACCAGUGCUGUGAAUAGUGUUGCGUACAACGAAAAGUGCAAAUUGUGCGGUGUUUCAAAACAUUCAGUGUUCCGGUGUGAAUUGAUCAACAAUAUGAGUGUUGCAGAUAGAAAGCAACUAGUGCAGUCGAAAGGAUUGUGCUUCAACUGCCUUUCUCCAGCUCAUCGUUUACGACAGUGUACAUCAAGCGGAUGCAAGAUCUGCCAACAACGGCAUCAUACGUUGCUGCACGAAGCAGCACCAGCAACUGAGGCGUCGGAUGCUCCAGCCACGAGUUCGAUCUGUCCUCCUCAGUCCCUUACCCACUGUUCCAUCCAGAUCGAAAACAGUGUUGUGUUGCUGCAAACCGUGCUGUUCCAGGUAGAGGACAAUCACGGACGAUGUCAUCUAGCACGUGCCUUGCUGGAUUCCGGAGCACAACUCACAUCGUUACCGAGCGCCUUACUCAACGGCUGGGUGUGGCGAAACGGCGAGAGAAUCAUCGCAUCGGAGGAAUCGGAGAAGUUUCCACAGCGAAUACGCAGCGUCCGGAAGUUCCACGUACUCAGCAAGCUCACUCGUGAGCUCCCAUCAACCCGUAUCAACACAAGCAGCUGGCAGAUACCUCGUCAAGUUCAGCUGGCCGAUCCUUCGUUUCACAGUCCUGGCCCGAUCGACCUCAUCAUCGGCGCAGAGCUGUACUACGACGUCGUUAAGGAAGGACUCAUCAAGCUAUCCCACGAAAGAGUGACACUCCAAAACACUGCUUUUGGUUGGGUGAUAGCAGGUAGAGUCAAUGUUCAUGCACCAUCACCAUCUUCAUCCAUCGUUGGACACGUCUGGAGUACGAGCAUCGAAGAGCAGCUGAGCAAAUUCUGGGAGUUGGAGUCAUGCCGAGCUACCAGCACAUUAUCCGUCGAGGAGAGCAACUGUGAGAAACAGUUCGCAGCCACCACCACCAGAGACACCGAUGGUCGAUUCAUCGUGCAGCUACCGAAACGAGAGGACAAGCUGGCUCGUCUUGGGGAUUCGAAAGGGAUAGCCACACGCCGGUUCCUUGCCUUGGAACGUCGGCUAUCCUCGAAUGCCUCAUUGAAGACAGCUUACACAGAAUUCAUCGAGGAGUACGCAGAACUUCAGCACAUGACAGAAGUAGCCGAGAGCGAUGCUACAAUUUCAUCAUCAUCAUACUAUCUCCCACAUCACUGCAUCGUGCGACCAGAUAAAUGUCGAAAUUUGCCCUUGGUAGCAGACAUCGAGAAGAUGUACCGGCAAAUCAACAUAGCUGCCAUCGAUCGUCCGCUGCAACGGAUCCUGUGGCGAAAUUCUCCAACCGAGCCGAUACGAACGUUCCAGCUCAACACCGUCACUUACGGCACAUCAUGUGCUCCGUAUUUGGCCACCAAAACCCUGCAAGUGCUAUCUCAGGUCGGAGCUAGCACCCACCCCGAAGCAGCAAUCAUCCUCGGACGAGACUUCUACAUGGACGACAUGCUGACUGGCGUAAACAACAUUCCAGAGGGUCAACGAGUAUGUCAGCAACUUAUCGAUCUCCUGGCUUCUGGUGGAUUCUGCUUGCGGAAAUGGGCCACCAACAACAGGCAGAUCUUUGAACAUCUGCCCCAGCAUCUGCAAGAUGAAAGGACGAUUCUCAACUUGGAUGCGAAGUCACCGAUCAUCAAGACACUCGGACUGAAGUGGAACGUUUCCACCGACGCCUUUGUGUUCAACAUCCCACGCUGGAACGCAGACAACAUCAUCACCAAACGAAACGCGCUUUCGCAUGUCGCGAAACUGUUCGACCCAAUCGGACCGGUUGGACCAGUUAUCAUCCAAGCCAAGCUGUUCCUUCAAGAGCUGUGGAAAUGUCAGAUCACCUGGGACGAACCGUUAACACCAGCACUACAAAACCGAUGGCUCCUUUUUCGCGAGAAGUUGGCCAUGCUGCAAACGAUUCACAUUCCACGCUGGCUCUUAACCGAUCAACGAGCAACGAAUCUACAAUUGCAUUGCUUUUGUGAUGCAUCCGAGAAGGCGUACGGAGCGGCGAUUUACCUGCGUUCGACCAACACCGAUGGACGUGUGACAACCAACCUCAUCACUGCAAAAUCCAAGGUGGCACCACUAGCAGACUCCCGUAAGCAAAAGCGUGUUUGCUUACCCCGACUGGAGCUUUCUGCAGCACUGCUACUGGCACACUCGUACGAGAAGGUGUCAGACGCCUUGAAGCUUCAGGUCGAGACCAUCUUUUGGUCUGACUCAACCAUCGUCCUGCAUUGGUUGUCUGCAACUCCGUCACGCUGGAAAACCUUCAUCGCUAACCGGGUGUCCGAGAUCCAACACAUCACUCACGGCAAGGAGUGGAGACACGUACCCGGAACGGACAAUCCUGCGGACAUCAUCUCUCGAGGAAUGGAUGCGGAUCAGCUGGAAAAUUCAACCCUUUGGUGGCACGGACCAGACUGGCUGGCGCAACCAUCAGAGGAAUGGCCGAACACUCAUCAACCUCGACAGGAAGAAUUCACCACGGACGAAUUGGAGGAGCGACCAAUCUGCAUGGCUGCACAAUCCGUGGCUCCGAACGAACUUUUUAGCCUCCGUUCAACGUUCACCGGACUGCAACGUCUGGUUGCGUGGCUAAGAAGAUUCCGACACAACACAAAUCCUGCUAAUCAUCAACAACGCAGACUGGAUCAUCAUCUCAGCUUGGAGGAACUAGCCGAAUCUACACUGUGUCUAGUUCGCCUCGCUCAAGCUGAAUCAUUCCCAGAAACAUCAAACAUCUAUCGAAAGGCGAUUCGUGCUGACCCCGGUCACUUCCUCAUUCAUCGCCCCAUCGUAUCCCUGGCCGAACCAUCGCUGGAAAAGCUGCCGUUCAACCGUCUCGAUCGCUGGCAAAAGGUGCAAGAGUUUGUCCGUCGACUAUGGAAACGCUGGUUAACAGACUACUUGUCCGGACUACAGCAGAGAACCAAGUGGACCAAGCAGAAGGACAACGUGAAGCUGGAUACCAUGGUGCUGCUGAAGGAGGACGGUCUACCUCCAUCGAAAUGGUGUCUUGGCCGCGUCACGCAGAUCAUCAAGGUAGCUGACGACAACAUCCGAGUGGUCAUCGUCAAGACGAAAGAUGGAGACUUCAAGCGUUCCAUCUCUAAAAUCUGCGUUCUUCCCACCGACGAGCCAUCAAGUUCAUCCUAG
Messenger RNA from Anopheles merus, 3981 nucleotides. RefSeq lists its product as uncharacterized. The transcript has 4 exons. NCBI's taxonomy places the organism in Eukaryota, Metazoa, Arthropoda, Insecta, Diptera, Culicidae. The record is from RefSeq and is a predicted model, not a curated record. Gene Ontology annotation, biological process: proteolysis. The coding region runs from base 1 to 3981 and encodes 1326 amino acids. Gene Ontology annotation, molecular function: aspartic-type endopeptidase activity.